Molecule: messenger RNA, 567 nt
Organism: Drechmeria coniospora
Lineage: Eukaryota; Fungi; Ascomycota; Sordariomycetes; Hypocreales; Ophiocordycipitaceae
Exons: 3
Coding region: 1-567 (188 amino acids)
Source: RefSeq, a predicted model, not a curated record
AUGUCGUCCACAAAGCCCUUGAGAGACUGGCUCUAUCUCGUCAUCGUCGCCACUCAGCUCCUCGGCAUGCUUGGCCAUCGCUGGCGCCCAGCUCUCGAUCUCGUUGCCUUCUAUCCGGCCUCGUUGUACGCGACCCCCUCCUCCCCCUUGCACUUUCUCCUCAGCCUCCGUUCCGUCUACGUCUCGGCCUCGGGCGAUCCCUACUUUGCUCCCUCGCCCACGGCGACGCACGAACCCUGGUUUGAGAUGUUUCUCUACGUCGAAGGCCUCGUCCAGCUACCGCUUGCCGCCUACAUGCUCUGGCAGCUCUCCUCCAAGACGGGCACAUCGGGACCGGCCGAGCUCGCAGGCCUUGUCUUUGGCUGCCUCACCGCCAUGGGUGCCGCCACCUGCUGUUUCGACUUGUCCCAAAUGGGACCGGAGAGGGUGGGUGCCGGCCAGAAAAUGGUCUUGAUCUACGGCACAUAUCUCCCCUUUGCCGUCAUUCCGGCCUUUAUGGCCAUCGACAUGUACUCGCGCUUGCUGCCCCGGGUCCAGCCUUCGGACGUCAAGGCAAAGAGUCAAUAG